CAAUAUCAUCCAAUAUAUAAAAAAAAGCACUAACUGUCUAUCCGUUUUCGUCAAAUCAAAACAUAUGGUGCAAAUUUAUAUGGUUCAUGAUUUUUUAAUGAAUACGACGUGCAUUUAUUCAUCAUAAUGAAUAUUUUCUACAUUCUUCACAAUAUCAUACUGAUGUUUGCAAUAUCCGAUUGUGGGCGAAUUCAUAAAAUCCCGAUUAAUACAAAUCAAAGAGAUACGCGUCAUGCUGAAGGCGCAAAUUGUCACGGCACUUUACCAAACGCUUUACAGAAGAAAACUAUUGAAAAAACAAGUAACAUCGCGCAAAAGGCGGCACAGGAAGCGAAGGCCGCGUCCGAAGCGCAGAACAUUGCUGGUCAGCAAGCAGCGCGUCAAGUGAAGGCUCAACUGGCGGAGAAGGCGGUUCAAGCUGCAAAAGCCGCUGAGGCGGUCUUAUCGGGUAAGGAAGUAAUGGUCGAGCAGUUGCGGGAAGAAGUGAAGGAGGCACGAUCGGUAGUUCAAGAGGAAACAUCUUCCUUGCAACAAGCGCAGAUUAAUGUCAAUGCUGCGGUCCAAGCGGCGCGGCAGUCACAAGAUCAGCUGAAGACGUUGAUGAACGCGGUGCAUACAGCCAAAUCGAAUGCGGCGAACGCGCAGGCAGCUGCGAGUGGGGCACAGAGAUCGUUGCGAGAAAAAGAGGAGUUACUGGAAGCAGCCAAAAGGCGAGUGGACGAGCUGUCGAAUCAAUUGCAAAGCGCUCGGCAAGAUCUCGCGAACACAAAUCGCGCAGCGGCAAAAGCCAACGCUUCUGCACACGAGGCGAAGGCAAACGCCGCUAGGAACAAGAGAAGAUUGGCACAUCUCAGAAAAAUGCGUGCAACGCGCCUAGGUGUAGCGCGAGCUUCUUGAGAUACACGCAUCACAUUGCACAUCGAGACUUAAGCAAGGUUUACACAAUGCUUUUUACUAACAGCUAGUCUUAUUAACAAACUAGAAGACUAGCAGCUAAAAAAAUAAAUAAUGUAUAGAAUUGUAUUUUUUUAACUAUUAUAGUUUUCUAAUUUGUUAGAAGACCAGCACGCUAGUAGAAAAAUAAUCGUGUAAACCUUGUUAGUUACCAGCAAGAUUUAAAGUAAGUAGUUGUUAACUGAGCAGAGAUAAACAAAAAAAUUCUUUGUAGAACUUUUGAAAAUAAAAUAAUAAUUAUUAUUAUAUGUCAACAAUACAUAAUAUUACAAAUAAUAUAAUAAGAUUAGUGCUAUUAAUUCUUUGUUUUUUAUUUAAUACUCUUGAUAAAUAUUGCCUGUGUUUUGUAGAUAUAAGUGUUUUGUUAGAGAUUCAGGUGUUAGCAAUUCUGUUAAUAUUUACGCGUAAGUAUUAUAUUCGCGUUUCAUGGCAACAUAUAGCAAAUACAAAUUACAUAUCGUAACAUUUUUAUUUUCGGAAAUUUACAUAAUUUGGGAGAAAAAUCGCUUGCGGAAGAUUUAAAACAAAAAUACGAUAAUUUUUCUCGUGUAUAUAUUUAUAAAUAACUAUAAUUUUAAUAUAGUACGUUUAUGAUGAUGUUAUAAAUGUUGAAAGACCCGACAAAAAUAACAAAACUAGUAACAUAACAAAACUAGUAAUAUUGCAACAGAGAGCUAAGGCCGAUCAGACAAAAAUAACAAAACUAGUAAUAUUACAACAGGAAGCUAAGGCCGCCUCUGAGGAUCAAAUUGUCUCUUGAUCGAAAAUGGUCCGACAGAUAAUACUAAAAGUACAACUGUUCAAUGAAAAAAAAAAUAUUUACACAUUACAAUUUUUAAUACACAAUUAUGUAACAUUGUAUACGUGCUGACAUUUACAUUGAAAUCGUGACAUAGUUUGUGAACUAAAGUGGGCGUCACGCUUCGGUUAUUGCCUGCCUUUCUAGAAUGCCGCAAAUGCAUCCUGUCUGCACCUUCGCUGUAAUAUUAUAAACGCAACGGAAUUGCGUACUCGUUAUCUAAUUUGAAAAAAAGUGCUGGAAAGGAAAUGCACUUGAAUUAUCGACGCCCGUACUUUGACGGAUGAUAACUUAUUUUUCUUAAAUUACGAUUUUUCUCACGCGCAGUAAAAAGACUUUCUCUUUGAAUCCUUGAUUUGUAAAUCCUUGAUUUAUAUUUAGCCCUUUCAUAACGCGCGGCAUCGAUCACGCUCGUUGAUUCUGCAUUUUUAUUAUCCAAGAAAAUUGUGUACGUAGACAAUUGAAUACGACGCGGUAAACUUUUUAAGACUAUUUCAAGAUUUGAAAGCAAAAGACAUUUUAAGCAGACAUUCUUAUAUUUCGUUACCGCUUGAGAAUCAAUAACAAUUCAAACAGUAUUCAAACUAUCACUCGAAAUGUUUCAAAAUACACGUGCGCGCACUUACAUGUUUAUAUUGCCAUAUUCUGUAAUGUUAUGAGAAACAGUAUAUAACUAUGUAAAGUUGCAAAUCACUAUAUUUGAAGUGCACAGAUUUAUACAUACUUUUCAACGCAAAUCUCUUUCUCUCUUUCUGUGCGGGCGCACGCGCGCGUGUAUGCGUGUCAUUUACAUAUAUACAGACUAUAUUAUUAGUUAGAUUGCAUAUAAUGUGAAUCAUAAAAAAGAUUUAUUAUUUGCCCGGUUUAGCUCAACGUUUAUUUAUGUAAGAACUGAACAAAUUGCUUAUUUUUUUAUGUAAUAACGAUUUUACAGUUUGUCUCAUAACUGGCAUUUUGCGAGAACGCAUUUGCAACGAACCAAUAAAUAAAAUGUUAAUUA
Messenger RNA from Wasmannia auropunctata (little fire ant), 2753 nucleotides. RefSeq lists its product as uncharacterized. Lineage: Eukaryota; Metazoa; Arthropoda; Insecta; Hymenoptera; Formicidae. The transcript has 5 exons. The record is from RefSeq and is a predicted model, not a curated record. The coding region runs from base 127 to 897 and encodes 256 amino acids.